Messenger RNA from Cuscuta epithymum, 2298 nucleotides. NCBI's taxonomy places the organism in Eukaryota, Viridiplantae, Streptophyta, Magnoliopsida, Solanales, Convolvulaceae. The record is from the annotation of a GenBank genome assembly.
AGUUCUGGUCCCAAUUCUUUUUUAGUUCUCUGCCUGCGAGGAACAGAGAAAAUGCAUCCGUGAAGAAGAUGGAGAGUGGUUCUGAAAGGGAGAAGACGAUGGCGGCACGGCUGAUAGAGAAGGCCACAAACUCAACCAGCCCCGAAGUGGAUCCGCGCCUUCUUAAAGCCAUCAAAUCCGUCGUCCGGCAAUCCGACUCCGAGUUACGACUUGCUGCCCAAACCCUAAUGUCCCUCAUGAAACGCGACCACUCUCAGGUUAGGUAUCUUUCACUUCUUAUCAUAGAUGAAAUCUUCAUGAGGUCGAAGCUUUUUCGGGCUAUACUUGUUGAGAAUUUAGAUCAAUUGUUAACCUUAAGCGUAGGAUUCAGAAAAAACCUACCUCUCCCUGCCCCUGCUUCUGUUGCAUCUGUUUUGCGUGCCAAGGCGAUUGAGUUUCUGGAAAAAUGGAAUGAUUCAUUUGGAGUUCACUACAGGCAGCUUAGGCUAGGGCAUGAUUAUCUGAAAAACACACUUCGUUUUCAGUUUCCCAACGUGCAAGCAAAUGCAUUGAGGAUUCAGCAGGAGAGAAGAGAUAGAGAGAUGAGGACAAGAGAAAUUUUGCUAAAAAAGUUUGGUACUUUCAAGGAGAAUUUUUGUUCAAUCAAAGAUGAGAUUCACUCAACAACUGAUGAAAUUAGCACAUGUUUAGACAUUCUUAACAGUAAGGAUGAGGAUGAGGGCAUGCCGUUGGUUCCAUUAGACGAUGAGGAAGAAGUUGACGAGUUCCGCAACUAUGAACUGCGACAACUCCGUCUUGAUUGUUUGGUGGACGGGGAAAAGGUUAGAGAGAGUACUGACAAUAAGGUCAUCUUUGAUGCAUUGAGGGAACUCUAUAAGGUUCUAAUGACCAAACAUAUGGUUGCGGUUCAAGAAUGGAUAUCAGUUCUCAUACGAGUGGAAACGGAGGAUACCAGGUUUAGGGACAUCGCUCUGAAAGACUUCAUUGACAUUCGAAAUCAUCUCAAAUCUGUAAAAGCAAAAUGUGAAGCCUCAGGUUGCACUCUUUCAAAGAUUAACCAUGGGGAGGAUGAUGAUGUCAUCUGGGAAGAUGGUGAUAUUAGAUCAUUCGAGCCUACACAGCCUGUCGAUACACAAAACAAAAUGAAGGAUGGCGUGAGAUGUGAAGCUUCUUCUCAAAACAGUAAUGGACAUCCAGAGGGGGAUGCAAAAAAAAUCAGCAGUGAAUCAAAUCCAUUGCAUGCUGAACUAUUAGGCAAAGCUCCAGUCAUAAAGUGGGGGCCUCUCUUGGAUAACUGGGGCUCAAAGCGGGUUUUUUUGGCCAACCAAAGGGGUUUGGAUCUUGACAGCCACUGGGGUAGGGUAGACUAUGAUGCGAUCAUUCCAGCUGAGAAAAUUGCAGAGCUGAAUGUGUAUACAACUGUGUAUAGAGAAGAUCCUGUUGAAAUCCAACCAUGUCAUGCUCCUUUAUUAAGGAAAGGUGGACUUUGCCAGAGGAGAGACUUGAGAGCUUGUCCAUUCCAUGGGGUCAUAGUUCCUCGCGAUGAUGAAGGAAAGCCUCUCAUUCCUCAAGACAAAGGAAAGACUAUUCAUGAGUGCUCUUCAAUGGUAGAUUUGACUCAACUGGCCAGACAAGCAGUGAAGAACGUCCGGGAGAGAGAUAAAGUUGAAGCAAAGAAGGAUGUGAGUUUGAAGAGGGCAAAGCGAGCGAAGGUACGAGAACACAAUGAAGCUGUUCUUCGUGACGCUGCGCUUGCAUCAUCUUCAACUUCUUAUUAUGCUGAAGAAGAGCAAUAUACAGCCAGCGGAGCAAAAUCUCGUGCAGAAAGAAGCAAAAAAGAAACCCUUGCAUCUAUGUUGAAAAAGAAGAAAGAAACCAGUAAAGACAGAUUGAGUAAGAAGCUACUCAAUUCACGCGCAGGAGAUGCUACAUGCCGAGAGCUGACGGCAGCAGGGGAUGCAAAUUAUCGUGAGGCCUUCCCUAAUCAGUGGUAGAAAAUGAAGACACACCUAUGGGGAGUGCUGGCAAGGCCUGGUCUAGUUGUUCCACCAAAAGUGUAUUGAGGUUGAUAAGUUGUGCGCGCAGUUGAUGUUUUGUAUAUUCCCCUCUUUUUGAACUUCCCUCUGGGGCUUCAGUUUAACAAAUUGUUAAUUAGUUGUUUACACUUUACAUAAGAAAGAAUGUAGUGCAAUCUUCUGUAGUUUGUUCAAGUCAUGAUUCUUGACACGAGGGUUAGAAAAAACAGUUAUGGUUUACAUUUUUUUGGGUUAAGUUAGAAUUAAAGUUGUUGAGUAGGGG